Molecule: messenger RNA, 1031 nt
Organism: Olea europaea var. sylvestris
Lineage: Eukaryota; Viridiplantae; Streptophyta; Magnoliopsida; Lamiales; Oleaceae
Product: protein CWC15 homolog A-like
Exons: 8
Coding region: 145-816 (223 amino acids)
Biological process (GO): mRNA cis splicing, via spliceosome
Cellular component (GO): catalytic step 2 spliceosome
Molecular function (GO): RNA binding
Source: RefSeq, a predicted model, not a curated record
UAAAACGGCGUCGUUCGUGCUUUAAACAGAUAACGUUAAAAUAAAUUGGUUAAACUUUGAAUUUCGAGGCUCCUUCAGCGUCUCGGCGUCUCCAUUCUAUCUCUUCACGAUAAUAGCGAAGUCAAAGCGAUCUAGGUUUACAACAUGACGACCGCAGCUAGACCCACAUGGGCACCUGCUAAAGGUGGGAAUGAACAAGGGGGAACUCGAAUUUUCGGCCCAUCCCAAAAGUAUUCUUCCAGGGACAUUGCCUCUCACACUACCUUGAAACCUAGAAAGGAAGGACAAGACACACAAGAUGAGCUACAAAGGAGGAACCUUAGAGAUGAAUUGGAGGAGCGGGAGAGGAGACAUUUUUCAUUGAAGGAUGAUAGAGAUCGUAGAAAAGGAGGUCAUCUUCUUUUAGAAGGUUCUAAGAGAGAAGUUGAAGAUCGUAUUGUUCCACGUAAUGUGGACGCGGACGAUGCCGAUGUGGAUGUCAAAAGUGAUGAUAGUGAGGACGACGACGACGACGAGGAGGAUGAUGAAGAAGCACUUUUGGCUGAACUUGAACUUAUAAGGAAGGAAAAAGCUGAGCAGAAACUACGAGAAGAACGAGAGAAGCAAGAAGAAGAGCUGCAAGCCAAAGAGGCAGAAUUGUUGCGUGGAAAUCCUCUGCUAAAUAAUCCGGCUUCCUUUAGUGUAAAAAGAAGGUGGGAUGAUGAUGUGGUUUUCAAGAACCAGGCCCGAGGCGAGACCAAAAUUGCAAAACGCUUUAUCAAUGAUACCAUCAGGAAUGACUUCCAUCGGAAAUUCCUCCAAAAGUACAUGAAAUAAAACAACUAUUUGAGUAAGAUAACCAGAGAUGUGAGCCAAAAGAUGUAAUGAACAAAAGAAGAGUCUGCUUGAAUGUAUGAGCAAAUUAUGAAUGUGCUCAAUUUGUUCUAAUUGCUGUUGACUUGAAGAAAAGUUUGCACUGUAAUUUUCGUUUAUGUGGAUUGUUUCUGUGUUCUAUAUAAUGGAUGGAUUGUUGUGUAUUAAUUGCUGUUAUU